UUGGGCAACUCGGUUUGUGACUCGUUCAAACCUCUCGGUGGUCGUGAACAUCGGAUGAGGAAUGCUUGUGAGCGCUUGGGUUUAAUCUUGGGGCUAGUACACUCCGGUGGAACCUUCACGAGGGGAGAAAUAUUAGCCUUAAGACAGUGACUAUAUGACUCUCAAUCUCACAGGCAACAUCUUUCUUACUCUUAAUAUUUUCAUAUUGUCAUAUUUCUAACUUCUUGUAUUUCCAUACAUUAUGUGCUCUAUUUAUUCUUGUGAAAAAUAAUAUUUGUGAAUAAAAUCCAAACAACAUCUUGGUCAAUGGUUCCGAACAAGCAAGCGAACAAGACCGAAUUCAAUUUUACAUGGAGAUUACCAGUGGAUUUGGGAUUUCGGUACCUGCUUAGAUUGCAUUUCUGUGAGCUUGAAUAUGAGGUAAAAGAGAGUGGCUGGAGGGAGUUUAGUAUCUUUGUUAAUGAACAGGUUGUUGAGGCUAAAGGUGACCUUGUCAAAUGGAGUGGGGGAAAUGGGGUUGCGGUGUACAAAGACUAUGUGGUGAUGAUGGAAGGAGAUAGGAUUGAGGGCAAGCAAGAUUUGCUUAUAGCACUGAGCCCUCACAACCAUGGAUGGACGGAACCAAUUGAUGCAACUCUAAAGGGGAUAGAGGUAUUCAAGUUGAGCAACCCCGACAAAAAUCUUGCUGGGGUGAACCCAGUGCUGCUAGCACGUGCUUCGACAUCUCCAAAGCCCAAGAAGUUGGUGUUUGCUACUGGAGGAAAUGCCAUUGCAACAGGUGUAGUAAUUUUACUCACUGUGUUGAAUAUCAUUGUUUACCAAUUGCGUAGUUUAGGUGAAAAUAGUGCGGGGAGAAAUCUCUCUUCGUCAACAUCGGAGGGGUUGUGCCGUCGUUUUACACUUGCUGAGCUCAUGUCAGCGACCAAUAACUUCGAUGAUGAAUUGGUCAUUGGAAGUGGUGGAUUUGGUAAGGUCUACAAAGCGCUUAUUGAUGAUGGCGCAACAACGGUUGCCUUAAAGCGGUGUAAAUUGAAGUCUCAAGGGGCAAAAGAGUUUUGGACAGAAAUCGAGAUGCUUUCCAAGCUUCGACAUACGCAUCUCGUAAGUCUUUUAGGCUAUUGCGAUGAAAGCAAUGAGAUGAUCCUUGUUUAUGAGUUUAUGGAGCAUGGUACACUUGCCGAUCAUCUCUACAAAACAAAAACCAGCGGUGAUGGUAUCUUUGACCAUAUGUCAUGGGAGCAAAGGCUCAACAUUUGUAUAGGUGCUGCUCGUGGAUUGGAUUAUCUCCAUACAGGUAUUCGUCACGGUAUAAUACACCGAGAUGUGAAGACCACAAACAUCCUAUUGGACAAGGAUUGGAUAGCUAAGAUUUCAGAUUUUGGGUUGUGUAAACUGGGCUCAACAAGCCAUUCCCACACGCACGUUAGCACAGAUGUUAAAGGCUCAUUUGGGUAUUUCGAUCCCGAGUAUUUCUUGACCCGUAGGCUAACUAAGAAGUCAGAUGUGUAUGCCUUUGGUGUCGUGAUGUUGGAAAUGCUUUGUGGGAGGCCAGCAGUUGAUAUGCGGGUUGAUGAGGAGCAACGUAGUCUUGUCCUAUGGGCUAAACAGGGCAUCAAAGAGGACAAACUUGAUCAACUUAUUGACCCCAGUUUGAGGGACCGAAUCUCGGCACAUUGUCUGAAAUUGUUUGCGGAAGUUGCUAAUAAAUGCUUAGAUAGUCUUCCAAAGGGACGGCCUACAAUGGCUGAUGUGGUGGUGAGACUCGAGUACGCAUUGGCUUCAGAGAGGGCUAUGGACGAGCAGUUUGGUGAGAACGCUCAAAGGGAUGACUCUCUUCCACGAGGCGAUGCUCCUUCCUCCUCCACUUCGGCCUUGUACAGUGAGAACACCCAAGGCCAGAAUAGGUCAAAGGGAAACGUUAGCAAGGUGUUUCAGAGGACUAUUAAAUUUCUAGCUAAAGGUGAUCAUAUCAAGUUGAAAAAAAGAAAGGGAUAUGAUUCCAAUGGUGAACAAUCACUUUCAGCUGUUAGUUCCACCCGUUCAAUAUUGAAGUGGAAAAAUGUCACUCUUCCAUUCCGUCGUUUCUCAGUUGGAGGCAAAAUCCCUAGGAACUUCUCAUCCUACUUUACAGUUGGAAGCAAAAUCCCUAGGAACUUCUCAUCCUCAGCUGCAAGUGGUGGCAAUGAGGCAUAUCCCAGUGGGCAGAUCUUACCCACCCCGAAUUUAAGGAUAUUCAGUUUUUCAGAAUUGAAGACUGCCACCGGAAAUUUCAGGAUUGAUACGGUAAUUGGAGAAGGAGGUUUUGGCAAAGUUUACAAGGGUUGGCUUGAGGAGGUGGUCACAUCAAAGAACGGUAAUGGUUCAGUUGUUGCUGUCAAGAAGUUGGACUCCGAGAGCAAGCAAGGAUUCGAAGAGUGGCAGUCUGAGGUCCAUUUCUUAGGAAGGCUUUCUCAUCCUAACCUUGUCAAGCUAUUGGGAUACUGUUUGGAAGACAAUGAGCUACUCCUUGUGUAUGAAUACAUGAAAAAGGGCAGCUUGGAAAACCACCUUUUUGGAAUGGGCUCUGCUGUUCAGCCACUUCUAUGGGACAUAAGGCUUAAGAUAUUAAUAGAAGCAGCUCAAGGUCUCGCAUUUUUGCACACAUCAGAGAAACAAGUGAUCUAUAGAGAUUUUAAGGCCUCGAAUAUAUUGCUUGAUGGGUGUUACAAUGCCAAAAUAUCGGAUUUUGGGCUGGCUAAAUUGGGUCCCUCAGCUAGCAAAUCACACAUUACAACACGGGUUAUGGGCACAUUUGGCUAUGCAGCUCCAGAGUAUGUUGCCACAGGGCAGUUGUAUUUGAAGAGCGACGUGUAUGGUUUUGGUGUUUUGUUGAUUGAGAUGCUAACAGGACUACGAGCAGUUGAUCCAAACCGUCCCCAUGGGAGACUAAAUGUUGUUGACUGGAUCAAACCACAUUUAUCUGACAGCAGGAAGUUGAAGCAGGUAAUGGACUCCCAGUUGCAAGGAAUAUAUCCUUCCAAAGCAGCUCUUCAAAUAGCUUAGCUUGCCCUAAAAUGUAUUGAACCUGAACAAAAGACGAGGCCAUCGAUGAAAGUAGUAGUGGAGACGCUGCAACAUCUUGUAGAAAACGAUGAGAAGCCUAAAGAGCCUAGAGUUCAUCCCAGAAAUCGUACUACUUCUCAUCACCCUCGUGGUCCACAGCAGCCUUUGCACCAUUGAUCUCCACAUCACCCGAGGCACCACGACCACCAGUCCUAUCAACUCCCUCUACCCGCACGGUAGCUUUGGUACACCACUUCCCACGAGGGCUGAGCAGGUUGUGAUGAAUCUGCGUGUGAAGAUUCUAUCGAUAUCAAACUGCCCCUCUCUCUCGUCUGCUACAGAAAUUGUAAUGAGUUUUGCUGUUCUAGUGGUGCUAUGUUCUUAGAAGAAAAGAAUGUAAGGAAUUGAGAUGUAAUUAUUUUUGUUGGUCUCUUGACUUGUGCUUGACAACAUGUUAACACGGCCAUUAUAUGUACACCAGGAAGAAACAAUUUCUGUUUCGUUGAGUUGAUCAAAAUCGUAUGAUAACGUGCGUUGUUGCAACCUCAUGCAUUGAAAUUUAUUUGAAA
This is a messenger RNA of Rhododendron vialii, 3611 nucleotides long. RefSeq names its product probable receptor-like protein kinase At5g38990. The transcript is spliced from 5 exons. The record is from RefSeq and is a predicted model, not a curated record. NCBI's taxonomy places the organism in Eukaryota, Viridiplantae, Streptophyta, Magnoliopsida, Ericales, Ericaceae. Gene Ontology annotation, biological process: protein phosphorylation. The coding region runs from base 307 to 3042 and encodes 911 amino acids. Gene Ontology annotation, molecular function: protein kinase activity; ATP binding.